UCUCUCUGUUCUGCAUUUUCAUACUCUAUAUAAACUUACUAUUACUGCAGAGAAAAUCAGAAUCAAGGAAGAAAAAGAAAAACCCAAUUCAGUAAUAUCUAUAAAGUAGGAAAACCGGUACGUUCAUGGAGAGUACCGAUUCAUCGUCGGGCUCACAGCAACAGCAGCAGCAGCAACAACAACCUCAGCUUCCACCGGGGUUUCGGUUCCAUCCAACUGAUGAAGAACUUGUUGUUCAUUACCUCAAGAAGAAAGCUUCUGCUUCUCCUUUACCAGUCAGAAUAAUUGCUGAAAUCGAUCUCUACAAAUUCGAUCCUUGGGAACUCCCUGGUAAAGCGACUUUUGGCGAACAAGAAUGGUAUUUCUUUAGUCCAAGAGAUCGGAAAUACCCAAACGGUGCUAGACCUAAUCGAGCUGCAACUUCUGGGUAUUGGAAAGCAACAGGAACCGAUAAGCCGAUUUUAACUUCCGGUGGAACUCAAAAGGUUGGAGUAAAGAAAGCACUAGUUUUUUAUGGUGGAAAACCACCUAAAGGAAUUAAAACUAAUUGGAUUAUGCAUGAAUAUCGUCUCAUCGAUAACGUCGCUUCCACCUCCACUACUACCAUGCGACCUCCUGGAACCACCAACAUCUCUUCCACCUCGAAGAAAAACAGUACUUCUCUAAGGCUUGAUGAAUGGGUAUUAUGCCGGAUUUAUAAGAAGAACAACUCUACUCAAAGACCUAUUGAUCAAAACAACAAGGACGAUUCAUCGUUAAUGCUGGAUGACAUGCUCUCAUCAGUACUAAGAACUUCAUCAACAAUUAAUGGUGGUGGUAGUAGUCAAGUUCACAUGACCAAUAAUAAGUCACAGAUUAUUGCCACUAGUUCUUCAAAAGGAACAACCCCAAAUUACUCGGGGUUGAUCGAAAACGACGACAAUAACAGCUUCUUAGAGGAUUUAAUAUCUGAUCAUCAUCAAUUGGGUUCUUCAAGUAAUUCCAAGCAUGUCAAUUUUUCUGCGGUAAUUUCUGCACCGACAAAUAUGAGUACUCCAUGCUCUCUCACUCUGAAACGAAACUUACAAUCGCCAUAUUAUAACCAGUCGGGAAAUGUUAAUACAUCUCCAUCAUCCAAGAGAAUGAUUUUUCAACCCAAUUCUGCUCAUACAAACAAUAAUGUCGUGGUUGGUGGCGGUACGGAUGGAAGCAAUACAAUUUCGACUCUGUUAAGUCAGACAGCGCAGUUUCAUCACCAACAAUCGGUUCUUGGGUCUCUGGACGAUGGUGUUUAUCGGCAGUCUUACCAUCUACCAGGCAUGAACUGGAACCCUUAAUGAUGUUAUUAUGGUGGUGAGUAUAUUUCUAUGUAAACUCGAUCCUCUUCAAUUUCAGGGUUUCAGAAUUAAAGAUACUUCCGAAUCAUCACUUGGUUUUUUGCCACGUGUCCAACACUGAAACAGCGGACAUGCCAGUUUGGACAGUUUCACUUUACUGUUUUGCUGUUUCCAGAGAGUUGUAGUACCGUACUAUGUAGAAACUCACCAUUCAAGUAGAGAGAUUGGAAAAAACAGUAUUGCCGGGGAUUACCUUUUACCAUCAAGUUCAGGUAAGAUCAUAAAUACAGAGAGAGAGAGAUCUAGCUAGAAAGGGAGCUAUAUUUCAUACAAUGUAGUUUUGAUUAAAUUAGACAAUAUCGAGGGAAUUAAAUGGCAUGUAACAAUAAAUGAUAUAUUUAUACACCAAUACUACUAAGAGACUUUGGUAUUCAGUAUAUAUAAUAUAAGUAAUAUACUGAUGCCACUUCAAGCAUGAUACUUAGAUUUUGGUUUUUAUCCAUGGUAGUCAUUUCUAGCCUAUCCGAACUUGUUUGGGACAAAGAGACUCUGUUUUCGGUUUCCGCCAGCUUACUGUUGGAUAUUUAUGUUCA
Papaver somniferum (opium poppy) is the source of this 1909-nucleotide messenger RNA. Its product is annotated as NAC transcription factor 25-like. NCBI's taxonomy places the organism in Eukaryota, Viridiplantae, Streptophyta, Magnoliopsida, Ranunculales, Papaveraceae. The coding region runs from base 126 to 1316 and encodes 396 amino acids. Gene Ontology annotation, molecular function: DNA binding. Gene Ontology annotation, biological process: system development; regulation of DNA-templated transcription. The transcript has 3 exons. The record is from RefSeq and is a predicted model, not a curated record.